UUUAUCACAAAUGAGGUUCAAUGCUACGUCUGCGUCACGUGGCUCUCCUCUGUGUAAGCUUUGCUUUCUGCGGCUCCUCAGCAGAGCAGCGUUGUUGAGGGUGAGAUGUGAGAUGCAACUCAGAGGGACUAGCUCAUAGAGGCAAAGUUAUGGCACGGACAUCCCCGGAGGACCAGGUCCAGCAGCAAUUUCUCUCUGCCAAAAAGUCCCUCACCGGUAACACGCACGUCCUUCUGCUGCGCUGGAGCGAGAAAACCCCAAAUUACGCGUCCAAAUAAACUAAUUGAAAAUUGCGGAGCGCGUCAGGAGUGAAUGAGAUUUCAGCAGUGUGGAGUUGAGUGACAGCCACAAUGCAACAGGCCUGUGAAGAGAAGAUAACAACUAGCUCACAGCUACACACGGCGUAAAACUAAUCUGAAUGCAGCCAUAGUUACAAGUGCCCUUCGGCCACCUGAGAAUGACACUCGGACAAUAGGACUCCUGAGUUAAUUCUUCACCUCCAGAGCCAUCAGGCAUUCUACCAAAUCAACAUAAACAGUAAAACCAAGUCCACCAUGAACCUGUUCAGGAAGGAUGCCAUGACCACUAAGAAGGAGAAGGAAAAAGAGAUCCAGUAUGAGGACCCUCCAGAUGGAGGUUGGGGCUGGAUGGUGGUGCUGCAUUGCUUUCUGGUAAACGUCCUAGUGAUGGGAACACUGAAGAGUUUUGGGAUCUUCUUUGUGGCAUUCCAAGAUGAGUUUGGAGGCUCGUCAGAGAGCAUUAGCUGGAUCGGUUCCAUCAUGUCGAGUCUGCGUCUCUCUGGUGCGCCCCUUGCCUCUGUGGCCUGUGCCAAGCUUGGAACCAGGGUGACCUCCAUUGCCGGGGCAGUGCUGGUUAGUGGAGGAUUCCUCAUUAGUAUUUUCGCCAACAGUGUGGUGUUCCUCUACAUCAGCAUGGGAGUGAUAGUUGGAAUUGGUUUUGCACUACUUUACCAAGCCUUCUCAGUGGUGACAGCGCUGUACUUCCGCAGGAGGUUAGCGACAGCGUAUGCGAUUGGCCGUUCUGGCAUGGGUUUGACCUUUGCCCUUGCUCCAUUUACUCAGCUGCUCCUGGACAAGUAUGCUUGGCAAGGAGCAAUGCUAAUUCUUGGCGGUCUAAUGCUGAAUCUGGUGGCCACUGGGAUGCUUCUGCGACCCAUCAAUGUGAAGCCUCCUGUGUCAAACCUUACCUCUCCACCCAUUCAAAAGAGCCCUGCUGUUUCCCUCAAGAGCUCCUCAGAGAAGGAAUGCAAUAAUAGCUGCUUGAAUGGCUCCUCUCACUUAUCCAAUGGCAUCUCCAAAGCAGACUCAUUUCCAUCUCCUCCUCCUGCCCCUCACAGGGACACUGAGAAUCUGGGGGGACAAUGUAAUCAGGGACUCCAGGACCAGUCAGUGAACCCUGAAUUGACAAGACUGGUCCUUAAUGGUGUGAAUGGCCAUGAGCCCCACCAUGACUUGGGUCAGUGUAAACCCACAACUCCAGAUAGCUCAGCAGAGCUCAAUGGCAGCAUGAAUGGGUCCACCAUUGUUGGACUUCCCUCACAUGCCAGCACGCCGAGUGAGGUGACCGUCAUAAAAGCCAAAGUACUGGAUUUCUCUCUGCUAAGGGACCCAUUCUUUUGUAUCUAUACUUGGUCCUUAGUCUUCAGCCAGUUGGCCUACUUCAUCCCCUAUUUUCAUCUGUCUGCCCGAGCCAGAACCCUGGGCAUCAAUGCCAUGGAUGCUUCCUUCAUCAUCUCUGUGGCAGGUAUCACAGAGACCAUCGCCCAGCUGGCCUCGGGCUGGGUGACAGACAGGAACCUGUUCCAUAAAUAUCACUACCACAAGGCUUACCUAAUCCUCUGUGGCCUGGUCAACCUGCUCUCCCCGAUGGCCACCUCCUACAUCCUGCUGAUGGUUUACGCUGUCUUCUUUGCCAUCUUCUGUGGUGGAUACAUGGCUCUGCUGCUGCCCGUUCUAGUAGAUCUCGUGGGGUCGGAGAAACUUAACAACUCCAUGGGCUUCUCCAUGUUCUUUGUUGGCCUGGGUUGCCUCACAGGACCUCCUUUGGCUGGCUUCCUGUACGACUACACUCAGACUUACGACUGUUCUUUCUACUUGGCUGGCCUCUGCUAUCUGCUCUCAUCUCUCUCCCUGUUCAUGGAGCCGCUGGCUCAGCGUUGGAAGGCCAGGAACAAACUGACCUGCAUCAAGAGAGCGGAAAGCAGCUGUAAGACCAACGGCUGCUUUGCCCCCGACCGCCUGCAGAAUGGCACUGUGUAGGAAGGAAACCCAGGGAAGGCCUGCGAUCUUAAACCAGCAUGCUCAUAAAGGGCCUGCAUACCUUGGACCUUGGACUCCGUCUUAAAUUUGGGACCCAAGUGACCCUUAAUUUCAGCAGGAGCGUAACACGGUGCCAGAGGAGACCACAGUAACAUGUCUAUGAACAUGCCAUAGUCGGGAUGUUGGUGAAUAGAUGGUUAUGAUGAACUUUUAAAGAGCCAAAUUUUGGGUGUUUUGCAAAAUAUUUGACUCCCUAUUCUUGUUUUUAUCAGAGGUACAUGCAACCAAACUGAAGUAAUACUCUACAUACAUUAUCCAGCACAUUUUAAUGGUAGCUGCUUUGUAACCUUAACUUAUUAAAACACAAUCUAAAUUUGUUUUUCAAUGUAACAACAAAACUGCAUUAACUUUGCAGUGACUUUUAAUUGCACAUAAUAUGGCUGGAAAGGAAGCUAUGCAGUUAGCUUGAUAUCCUUCUAUUGUUCCUGUGAUUGCAUUCAUGAAAGAACAUAUCCACAAAGAAAUCUCACUUGAUUUCUUUGGAAGCCUUUACCUGUAUCUGGAAACCUGUACUCACUGGUAUGCACUUUGGGCCAAAUUGUAAUUAAGCUGAAUGACAUCUGACCUUUUAACUGCCAGGUAAUUAAGAACUUGAGUAACCACUUAAUUGCAGCCUGCUUGUAUGACACAAUUGUUUAACCUGCUCUCAAAAGCCAAAAAGCAGCAACUGCUUAAGUAGUUUAAUCUCUUGCCCCCAAACUAUUAUUAUAGGCACAUGGGUAGAUUGAAUGGCAUGUUUUAAGAUUUAGAGGUAUAAUCAUAUUCUCAUAUUUAUAAUCUGAAUGCUUUUUUUGUCUGUCAACUACUACAACUUUAGUAUACUGUGUCUCAAUUCAGAUACUUAUGUACACUUACAUGUAUUGCACUGUGUAAAUUAUGUACUCACUUGUGUAGUGCGUAAAUUUCGACAGGAUAGUGUUGUCUGGAACCGCAAACGACUAUUCUACUAUAAUUCUUUUUUUUAUGGUAAAUUGCAUCCUGGCAGAGCAUCACCGCAACCUUUUAUCGCCUGCAAAAAUAUACACUACUGGUCAAAAGUAUGGGGCCACUUACAAAUUUCCAUUCCACUCGAUGUUAGACAGAAUACCAGCUGAUCUGAGUGGGGGGCUGAUCUUUAAUGCAAUAUCUACAUUGCCCAUUAUCAGCAACCAUUCAUCCAAUGUUCCAGAGGCCCAUUCUGUUCACUAAUCUGACAUCAUUUAAAAAAAACUAACUGAGAAAACAUUGGAGAACCCUUUUGCAAUUAUGUAAGCACAUAAUGUAAUAUGAAAACUGCUGCGCUGGUUAAAAAAACAAUGGUCUCAACAACAACUGAUCUCAACUGGUAUUCUGUCUAUAAUGGAGUGCAAUGGAAAUUUCGAAGUGACCCCAAACUUUUGACCGGUAGUGUAUAUAUUAUAUAUAUUUUUUUCACUAUCUGACUACAGUAUAGUUGUAUUUAUGAAAAAAAAAACGUUUAUAAAUUCCAUUUGUAUAGUUCAGUUUUUGGCCAUUUCAAGCGCAACCUCUACAUCGUCCUCGCUUGCCAUUUUCACACGUUUCAAAGAACGUUAGUGGUAGAAAAGAAUCUGCUCUGUAGCAGAGAUGGCGUCUGUUAAGAGCGAGAAGCGUCCUGUGUUCCACGCUCAUUGUUUUGACCAUUUUGAGUGCAGCAUUGGGUUAAUCGUAGUGCAUUGCAUUUGGCCAUACUUCAGUCUGUGUGAACGCACUAUUAACUCAAAGUAGCAAGUGUAAGUACAGAAGAGCAUGAUUUGAGACACAGCGUUACACUAAGACACAUCAUUCAAACUUCAGAUGUUUUUUAUAUCUUUCAACUUUCUCUCAUAGAAAGUUCAAUGUUUGAAUACUUUCUUUUCCCCCUUGAUACUCUUUCAUUUUUUCAUCUACUACCAUUAGUACUUUAUGACAUUAAUUCCAUUUUUCAUACCUCUCAUAGUUUUUCUGGAAUUGCAGUUUUUUGUUUUUUUUUAUAGUUUUUUUUAACUUUUUUUUCAUUCAUUAUAAUUGGUAUGUAUUGUGCUGGUGAUACUGACUUCUGGCAAUCAAGUUAAGGGAAGUGGGUUGUUAACUGAAUUCUAAGCUGUUUUCAGUACUUGCACAUGAACUGACCCUUAAACUGCGUUCAUUUCUUACCUUUGAACUGAGAGUUCAACUGCUUUGAGUGUAAGUGCUUACAUAAAAGUGAACAUUUCACCUGCUCCAGCUUUUCCACUUCAACUAAAAUUUUUACUUUAAGCAGUAAACAAAUCUUUUGACAUUCCAUUGCUUUUAUCUCUUACUCUUCAACUAAAACCUAACAGGGAGGGCCAACAGUGUUGAAGGGAGGGAUUUACAUGCCUGCAUGGCCGGUCUGGCUACCAAAACAAAGAACAGAGAAGCUUGGAUCUUAACAAACGCACACGCACACACACACAACGUGUGACUUCAUUCUCUGCUCAGGACUUCAUUACUCCACUAUAUCUUCUAUCGAGUUGUUUUGCUGCUAUAUCAAUGUUCUGAAUGUUGUAUAUUGGCCCUUUAAUUGAAAAUUCAACUCUUUUCAUUGCUCGCAAGUCAUCUGACAUUUCAGUUGCUUCAGCCAUUUGCAAUGCUUUCACCCACAACACUUGAAAUAUUUUUCAGCUGCAUCUCUUAAUACUUAUCUAAUAUCUCAGCUCCGUUCAGUGCUUACACUUUAAAUUUAAAUUAUUUCAGUUCCUGCAACUUCAACUCCUUUAAUCACAUUUUAAUCUGUUUUCAGUGUUUACACCUGCAGUUUUGGCCAGUUAGCUCCCUUCAUUUUCUUCUAAAAAUAUAAAAAAAAGUUUUUUUAAUCGGCACCUCAAUAGGGACUUUUUUUAAAUACUAGAAACUGUUUCUCUUCGUUUGUGGGUCUGAAAUGAUUCAUUUUAAUAACUUAAUUUAAUUAAUAACUUCAGUUUUACCUGCAGAUAACAAAACAGUCACACCUAGCUCAGCGUUCAUGAGCUGUUCUAUGCAAGUGCACAAAGGGAGAAAUUUCUUUCAUUGACAGCUCACUUGCACAUUAUUUUAACUGUAUCAAAGUAUACCAACUCCUGAAGGAAGAAGCCUGUUUGGUUGUGAUUUAAGUAUCCUAAAUGUAUUGAUCCCAGUUAGACUGCUGAUUUUAUUGGUUUUCAUUGUCAAUGUGUGUCAUUAAGUGUAAUUUUUUUCAACCUUGAAUGUCUGUAAAUCCUGACCAACUGUGCUACAAAGAUGAUUUGCUGAUGUUGCCCAUACAAACUGCACUGUUGCCUAGCCUUUACCGUGCCUGCAGGCAGCCAGUCAAUGGCAAUGCAACUUAUAGUCAGGAGACUAUGGCUCAAGAGGUAGAGUGGGUCAGUCUUUAAUUAGGGUUUGAUCCCCAGGUCCUUCUGUCCACAUCUCGAAGUGACCUUAAGCAAGACACUGAACCCCAAGUUGUUCACGAUGGACAGGCCAGCGCCUCCAUCGGUGUAUGAAUGUAUGCGAAUGGGUGAAUGAGAGGCAAAUUGUAAAGCCCAUUGUCCUGUGAUGUAGAAAGGUGCUUUAUAAAUGCAGUCCAUUUACUGUUUAUGUAUGGAAGUCUGUUGGUUGUUGAAUCUUUUUUUAUAUAAUGGAGGUUUCUGUGUUUUCAGUGAAUUCUUUGUUUUUCACUGUUUGCCUUACAAGGUACUGCAUUGUAUCUUUUCUAACUUUCCUGUGAUGUCCACCAAAGACACAUUAGAAACCUACCUACAACUUGAAGCUUAUUAAAAAAUAGUUUCAACUAUUAUAUAAUUUCAACUAGGAUGACCACCCAUUAUUCUGUAAAUUCCAAGUCCUAACUGAGGGCCCACAAUCCAGUGAUGUUUUGUUACGCUGCCCUCUUUUGGCGGAGAAAAGUCUCUACUCAAAGAAUGCUGUCUCAAUUAGUACCAAAUUAUUCCCCCUCAUCUCACUUUCACAAUACUGAGCUAGGCUCUUUGUAUUGUUUCAAUAAUGACAGUCAUGCACAAAAGCUCUUUUGGCUCACGAGUUGCAUUCACCACCCGUAUGCUUUUGUGAUUAAGGGCCACUGAAUAUUUUGUACCAUAAUAAAUCUUUUACGACAUAUAUUUGAUGCUUUAAAAUUCGAUUUUGGUUGGGAUUAUUUUUACUUGUUAGUUAUAUGAAUAUUAUAAGAACCUGUAUGUAUUGAGCAAUAUCUUGAAAUAAUGAUGUCCCUUUGGUAAUGUCUUAAACACCACUGAUAAUGAACUGAGUUCUGUGUAAUGGUGUUUGAUCUUUUUUGUUGCAGUAAAUGCAUUUAUGGGUAAAGCACUGUUCUGUCACUACUCUGGCUCCUGGAUUUGUGAAAGGAUAGUUUAAAAAAAACAUGCUAACUAAUCGUAGAUAUCCUAUUCCAAGUCCUUAGAGUUUAUUUCUAAGCUGUGUAACAGUGCGCAACCAGCUGUAAUAAACUGACAUGUGACUGAUGUCUGUUGUUCUCUGAUUCGGAGCAAUAAAUGCACUGAUACCA
This is a messenger RNA of Etheostoma spectabile (orangethroat darter), 6819 nucleotides long. It is a transcript of the gene slc16a4, whose product is annotated as solute carrier family 16 member 4. The transcript is spliced from 11 exons. Bases 555 to 2279 code for a protein of 574 amino acids. Lineage: Eukaryota; Metazoa; Chordata; Actinopteri; Perciformes; Percidae. The record is from RefSeq and is a predicted model, not a curated record. Gene Ontology annotation, biological process: monocarboxylic acid transport; transmembrane transport. Gene Ontology annotation, molecular function: monocarboxylic acid transmembrane transporter activity.